AUGGCAGAGGAAAAGAAUCACCUCGAGCUCUCCGAGAAGAACAACGUCAUUGCUUCCAGUGACGUUGAGAGUGCCGAAGCCAAACCAGUUGUCGACUACGAUGAACUCCCUGACCCCGACGCCGGCAAGUCGGACGAAGAGAGGGCAAAACUGGACAAAGCUCUCGUAUGGAAGAUUGAUCUAUGGCUGAUCCCGUGGCUCUCGCUCCUCUACCUUCUUUCUUUCUUGGACCGAACCAACAUUGGAAAUGCCCGUGUUGCCCACAUGGAAAAGGCCAUCGGCAUGACUGGUCGCGACUACAACGAUGCGCUGACCAUUUUCUUCAUCUCCUACGCUGGUGCUGAACCCCUCACCAAUAUCGUUCUCAAGCGUUACAGCCCGCGCUGGUUCUUCACUGGCAUUAUUCUUGCUUGGGGACUGAUCAUGACCCUCAUGGGUUGCGUCCAGAAUCAGGCCGGUCUUUUGGCUUGCCGUUGGUUCCUCGGUCUCGCCGAGGCGGGUCUCUUCCCCGGAGUCAACUACUACCUUUCAUGCUGGUACAAGCGUAACGAGCUUGGUAUGCGUGCUGCUCUCUUCUUCUCCGCCGCUGCUCUUGCUGGUUCCUUCGGUGGCCUCCUCGCCGCUGCUAUUAGCAAGAUGGACGGAGUUGGUGGAUACGAGGGAUGGCGAUGGAUCUUUAUCCUCGAGGGUCUCAUGACCGUGUUCGUCGGUUUCUUCUGCUGGUGGAUGGUCAAUGAUUUCCCAGACACUGCCCGAUUCCUUACUCCCGAUGAGAAGCUUCGCGCUCUUCGCCGUCUUCGCGCCGAUAACCAAGCCAGUGCCGAGAAGGAGAAGCUUAACCGUCGCUACGUCUUCUCUGCUCUUAAGGACUGGAAGACCUGGGGUUAUGCCGUGUGCUACAUGGGAUGCCUCUGCCCUCUUUACUCUUUCUCCCUCUUCCUCCCCACCAUUCUCCUCGGUAUGGGCUACAAGGACACCAAGGCCCAGCUCAUGUCCGUUCCUCCCUACGCUGCCGCCGCCGCCAUGACUGUUUUCAUCGGUUGGUUCGCCGACCGCACCAAGUGGCGAGGAUACUGCAACAUGGCCGUUUCCUUCACCGGCUGCGUCGGAUUCGCCAUGCUCCUCGCAUCCAGCAAUGUGCACGUUCAGUACGCCGGUACUUUCCUCGGCGCCGUCGGAAUCUACCCCACCGUCUCCAACACCCUGACCUGGGCAUCCAACAACGUCGAGGGCGUGUACAAGCGCGGUGUCAUGGUCGGCGUGGUCGUCGGAUGGGGCAACAUGAACGGUGUCGUCUCGUCCAACAUCUACAUGCCCAAGGACAAGCCGCUCUACCGCAUCGGACACGGAAUCGUGCUCGCAUACAUGUUCCUCUUCUUGUUCGGCGGCUCCGUCUUCAUGCACUUUGCGCUCAAGAGGGAGAACGCAUUGAGGAAGUCUGGAAAGAGGGACCACUGGCUCGAGGGCAAGACCGAGGAGGAUAUCAGGUACAUGGGUGACGAGAGGCCUGACUUCAUCUACACUUUGUAA
Molecule: messenger RNA, 1530 nt
Organism: Aaosphaeria arxii CBS 175.79
Lineage: Eukaryota; Fungi; Ascomycota; Dothideomycetes; Pleosporales
Product: MFS general substrate transporter
Exons: 5
Coding region: 1-1530 (509 amino acids)
Biological process (GO): transmembrane transport
Cellular component (GO): membrane
Molecular function (GO): transmembrane transporter activity
Source: RefSeq, a predicted model, not a curated record